Messenger RNA from Saccharomycodes ludwigii, 1266 nucleotides. It is a transcript of the gene FMP30, whose product is annotated as N-acetylphosphatidylethanolamine-hydrolyzing phospholipase D. Gene Ontology annotation, molecular function: zinc ion binding; N-acylphosphatidylethanolamine-specific phospholipase D activity. NCBI's taxonomy places the organism in Eukaryota, Fungi, Ascomycota, Saccharomycetes, Saccharomycodales, Saccharomycodaceae. Gene Ontology annotation, cellular component: membrane-bounded organelle; cytoplasm. Bases 1 to 1266 code for a protein of 421 amino acids. The record is from RefSeq and is a predicted model, not a curated record. The transcript has a single exon. Gene Ontology annotation, biological process: N-acylethanolamine metabolic process; N-acylphosphatidylethanolamine metabolic process.
AUGCCACGAACCACCGUUUUUAGGAAGAGCCUGAAAAUAUUGCGCCAUAUUAGCUUAUAUGGUAUCAUAUUUCCGUAUACAUCUUACGCAUUUUAUGUCAGUCUGAAAACCAACUGGGAAAUAACCAAAAGGAAGGAUGAUCAUACUAUAUUAAAAUACACACCAUUAAAAAUUUGUGGAAGAUAUGAAAAUCCAUUCGAAGAAUAUAGAAUACAAACCGUUUAUGAAUUUUUCAUAAAUCGUAUAAUUGAAUUAUUUGAAACUAAUAGAGGUGGAAUUCCAAUUGAUCAAGCUAGAAUGAACACAUUAAUGCCAAUACACAAACCCACUUGGACAACAACUACUAGUGUUAACGGUGUUAAUACCUCAAAAGAAAUUUUAUCUGAUCCAAUUGAUUCAAUCACAUUGAUGGAUACCUUUGCUUUAUCCAAGAACAAAGAUUCUACGAGAUCAACUGCAAAUCUUGAUGUCACUUGGUUAGGACAAUCAUGUUCAUUUAUAUUGUAUAAUAAUUCUUUGAAAAUUUUGACUGAUCCAUUAUUUACCAAUUUUUUAAUUAGUCCAAAGUUUGGACCGAAAAGAAUUACCAAACUACCAUGUAGUAUAGAAGAUGUACCACAACCGGACAUAAUCUUGGUUUCACAUAAUCACCCAGAUCAUUUAGAUGAGUUAAGUUUAAAAACGUGGGCAAAUAAGGAGAAUGUCACCUGGAUUGUACCUAAAGGUUUGGGAACGUUCUUGAAAAAAAAUUACGACAUCAAAAAUUACAUUGAACUAAGUUGGUGGCAAUCUGCUAAGAUCACCACCAAAAAUUUGCAUAAAACAUAUUUUGUACAUUGUACACCAGCAAUGCAUUGGUCUGGUAGAUCUUUGUUGGAUUCAAAUGAAUCUUUAUGGUGUACUUUUUUGGUUAAAGAGCAGGGAUGCUCACAGAAUUUUUUAUUUCAUGGUGGUGAUACAGGGUAUGUUAAAGAUCUAUUUAAAAUGAUUAGGGCUAGAUAUGGUGAUGUGAAGCUAGCUAUAUUGCCCUGUGGACAAUAUUGUCCCCAGUGGCACCAAAAACCAAGGCAUAUUAAUCCAACCGAGGUCUUAAAUAUUAUGAAAGACCUCCAUGCCCAAAACGUUCUAGGAGUGCAUUGGGGUACGUUUGUAUUAAGUGGUGAAUACUUUCGAGAGCCUAAAGAAAAAUUAGAAUUUUUAGCGGAAUGGGAGGGUGUUUCGCAGAAUUGUUAUUGUCCAGAAUUAGGCAAUACCCAACAGUUUUAA